CGCCGUGCCAGCGCGCAUGCGCUAAAUAGCUUACGAGGAUCACUUCUCGCCCGCCCCGGCGCGCACGCGGAACUCUGUCAUGCUCAAGAGAUAGUACAAAAGUGAUAAAAGUGCUGUGAAAAUGUCCCCAAAGUGCCCAGUGCCUCCUCUCCAAGAAGUCACACUGUCUCUAGUAGCGAGACAACUCAUCCACACUCUCUCCAGAGUCACCGCAGACGAAGAUGUCGACAUGCUCUUCGCGAUGGUCUCGUCGUAUUACGAGCAGAUGGGGGCCACUAGCGACAUAUUUCAAGAUCUCAUGAACUUAAUAUUAAGCUCCGAAUACCUCGACCCAUCUAUCAGAUACUUCACAAUGAGAUUGCUACUUAAAGAAAAUGUGAAGACUCUUGCCACAGGUAUGUUCCCGUGUCCAUACUACAGGAAAGUCCUUGAACUGAUUGUUGAACAAGGACAUCAUCUAACAACCCUUAAUCUAAAAGGAGUGUGGGUUAAAGAAGAUCACCUGACGCUCAUGUAUCAUCUAAUCAAGAAUCUUACGAACCUCACAGUUCUUCAUAUCCCUUACAUCGCUAACGACGAAGUGCUCAAAUUCAUCGGCGAACACAACAAACAGCUAAAACUCUUAGAUGUAUCCGGAGAAACGGACAUCACAGAAAUCGGUAUAGACGCCAUGUUGUCUGGAAAUCCGGAGCUAACUCGAAGCCUAACCGUGGUCAACAUAGGAAUGUACGGCGAAGAAAACAUCGACCACACAGACGUUGCGUUGUUGAUACGACGGUUACCUAACCUUACAAACCUUGGCAGUUACUCAUUCGUCGGGAAAUCUCUUUACUACAUCUACAACAACGACUGCCCGCCCGAUUUCAAAACAAAGUUACAAUACAUCCACGACGCUCAAACGAAUAUGAGGACCAUGAAAGCGAUAGUAGCUUUAUGUCCGAAUUUAGAAACAAUUUACCUAGAAGAGCCCGAUUCAGGCGUUCUUGCCUCGAUCAAAGAGUUUAAAGAUAUUAAUAAAAUUAAACUUAACAAAUUCCAGUGCCAUGAGCUGCAUCAGCUACUCGACAAAAUCGGAUAUAAAAUCGUUACUCUUAUGUUGUCUGGUUCAUUAGGAUCAUUCAACUUCACUAGGAUAGCAGAAACGUGCAGAAACUUGGAGAGUUUGGAGUUCUAUCAAAUACAAACCGCGACGCACGAAGAAGAAAUUCCAUUUACAAAACUAGAGCAUAUAGAAAUAGUUCAAGGAAAUUUAUCGUCUUCUUGCCUCAAAUAUUUAAUGUGUGGAAGCCCGAAGCUGAAGAAGAUUAUAAUAGCAGACGAAAUUAAGCUGGAUGACAACGAUAUGUCGCGAAUGCUCCGCCGUUACAAAUUCGAGCAUCUUGAAGGCAUUUGGUUCCCGAACGCGCCCCGCCUAACCCGGGACACCGUGGAACUGCUUAUGGAAUGCUGUCCGAAACUACAGAGCUUGGGACAACUCAGCGGCUGGCGGUUCACGCCUGAUGAUAUGAUGCUGAUGAGGGCUAUCAUAGCGAGCACUAAUAUCGAUCUAGUGCUGUCGCCGUUAGGUAUUUUCCAGCAAGGAAGUUAGGGCAUAUAUACUAGAUGCCGCUCUUGGCGAUGGUACCUUCGUUUAAUUGGUAGUUGAGCUGUACCUCAAGUACCAAUUAAACGAAGCCAAAAAAGAGUAGAAAAUAAUAGGGGCGCCACAGUCUAUGGAAGCAGCUUUGCAUAUGGCGACUAUUUUGACAAUUCUGUAUGAAAAAAAGUGUUGCCAUGAUUUAAAAAAAACUUACGGUUCUAUUAUUUUUUGUGAAGCUGUAACUGGCGCUUUUGAUGACCAUGUUACAUUUUAUAUGGAAUCUCAAUUCGAAUGGACAACGGCUUUUUAAAUUGUAUGCUAGUAUUCAUCGUCGAUCGAUAGCAACUCGACAGAAAUAGUAAUAAAAUUGAAAAUGAUAUAAUAAAAAUAAAAAUCCAGCUGCAAUUUUAAAUAAAUUUAUUUGUGGGAACCACAAAACCUUAAAUAAAAUUGAAAUAAUGUAAAGUAAGAUUUUUAAAUGAUGUAAAGUAAAAUAUGCCCACACGUUGGGUAUGCCUAAUUGCCUAUUAAUAAAAUAAACAGUUGAAAUGCAA
Leguminivora glycinivorella is the source of this 2133-nucleotide messenger RNA. RefSeq lists its product as uncharacterized. The transcript is spliced from 2 exons. The record is from RefSeq and is a predicted model, not a curated record. Lineage: Eukaryota; Metazoa; Arthropoda; Insecta; Lepidoptera; Tortricidae. Bases 122 to 1588 code for a protein of 488 amino acids.